This is a messenger RNA of Lachancea fermentati, 2244 nucleotides long. NCBI's taxonomy places the organism in Eukaryota, Fungi, Ascomycota, Saccharomycetes, Saccharomycetales, Saccharomycetaceae. The record is from the annotation of a GenBank genome assembly.
AUGCCUCCGACGCAAGUAAGUUUCCCCCCUGUGCCCGGCGCCGACCUCGGCGCAGACGUGGCCGCGGUCGCGGCCGCGUGCGGGGUGCACCCCGCACAGCCCAAGGUCGCGACUCCCGAACUGAACGGCGGCACGACGACGACAACUGCGACCGCGACAACGAAUAGCCAGGCGACGCUGACGCCGCCGCCCGCAAAGGCACCGAACGCGGUGCCUGCAGAGCGCGAACACCUAACGGACGUGCCUAUGGUGACGCGCGACGUUCCGUACGAGCGGAUCGCCGCGUCGCUAGCCGCGCACUACGCGCCGUACCUGCCCGGCGGCUUCGCGCAAUACCGCGAAAUGUACCAGCAAUCGCUGCAACAGCCCGCGCAGUUUUUCGGCGAGCGCGCGCGCGCGCUGCUGACGUGGGUCCGGCCGUUUGAGCGCGCGUUCUUCGCCGACGCGCUCGGCGCGCCGUCGUUCGACAGUAACGCCUGGUUCCUGGGCGGGCAACUCAACGCGUGCUACAACAUGCUGGACCGCCACGCGUUUCGCCACCCGGACAAAGUGGCCGUUGCGUACGAGGCCGACGAGCCCGGUGAAGGCUACCAGCUGACGUACCGUGAGCUGCUGGCCGAAGUGUGCAAGAUGGCGCAAGUGCUCACAACCACGCUGGGCGUGCGCAAGGGCGACACCGUCGCCGUGUACAUGCCGAUGAUACCGCAGGCGCUGAUCGCGCUGCUGGCCAUCUCGCGUAUAGGCGCGGUGCACUCGGUGGUGUUUGCCGGGUUCAGCUCCAACUCGCUGCGCGACCGCAUCCGCGACGCGGGCAGCGAGGUCGUGAUCACCAUCGACGAGUCGCGUCGCGGCGGCAAGACCAUCGAGACCAAGCGCAUCGUCGACGAGGCCCUCAAGCAGACCCCACAAGUGCGCCACGUAUUGGUGUACCGCCGCACGGGCAGCGCGCACGUCGCGUUUCACGCGCCGCGCGACCUCGACUGGGACACCGAGAUCCGCAAGUACAAGCCCUACUGCCCCUGCGAGCCCGUAGACGCCGAGCACCCGCUGUUCCUGCUGUACACCUCCGGGUCCACCGGGGUUCCCAAGGGCAUGCAGCACGCCACUGCGGGGUACCUGCUGCAGGCAAUGCUGACCAUGCAGUACUCGUUCGACACGCAUGCCGACGACGUGGUGUUUACCGCCGGCGACAUCGGCUGGAUCACCGGUCACACCUACGUGCUGUACGGGCCGCUGCUCUGCGGGUGCACUACGGUGGUGUAUGAGGGCACCCCGGCGUACCCCAAUUUCUCGCGUUACUGGGAGAUCAUCGACCGGCUGCAGGUCACGCAUUUCUACGUGGCCCCGACUGCGCUCCGUCUCCUCAAGCGCGCAGGCGACGCGUACCUGCAGGGCUUCUCGCUGCGGUCGCUGCGGUGUCUGGGCAGCGUUGGAGAACCCAUUGCGCGCGAAGUGUGGGAGUGGUACUCGGACCGCGUCGGCCACAACGAGAUCCCCAUCAUCGACACCUACUGGCAGACGGAGUCCGGGGCACACAUCAUCACGCCGCUGGCAGGGGUCACGCCCAUGAAGCCCGGGUCGGUGUCAAUGCCGUUCUUCGGAGUUGAACUGGCGAUCCUGGACCCGAUCACCGGCCACGAGCUCGGCGGCAACGAGGUCGAGGGCGUGCUCGCUAUCAAACGGCCGUGGCCGUCGUUCGCCCGCACCAUCUGGCGCAACCACGAGCGCUUCUUAGACAUAUACUUCAAGCCGUACCCGGGCUACUUUUUCACAGGCGACAGCGUCGCGCGCGACCGCGACGGGUUUAUCUGGAUCCUGGGCCGCGUCGACGACGUCGUAAAUGUGUCGGGCCAUCGGCUGUCGACUGCCGAAAUAGAAGCCGCCAUCAUCGAAGACAAUCUCGUCGCCGAGUGUGCAGUGGUCGGGUUUGCCGACGAGCUCACCGGGCAGGCCGUCGCCGCGUUCGUGGUGCUCAAAAACAGGUCUGGGUGGGCGGAUGCCAGCGAGGACGAGUUGCAGAGUAUCAAAAAACGCAUCAUCGUGAUCGUACGGAAGGAUAUCGGGUCGUUCGCAACGCCCAAGCUCAUCGUGCUCGUCGACGAUCUGCCCAAGACGCGGUCCGGCAAGAUCAUGCGGCGGAUUCUGCGCAAGAUUCUGGCUGGCGAGGCCGACAAGUUGGGCGACGUCUCGACGUUGUCCAACCCGGGGGUCGUCAAGCACCUGAUCGACUCUGUCAAGGUGUGA